Molecule: messenger RNA, 1496 nt
Organism: Effrenium voratum
Lineage: Eukaryota; Dinophyceae; Suessiales; Symbiodiniaceae
Source: the annotation of a GenBank genome assembly
CAACACGAUUGCCCUAGCCCGAGCGAAGCGCCGGGAAAAACCUGAAUCGGAAGCGACAGAUGUCGAUUGCGGAUGAGGAUCCGAAGGAGGCCAACGUCAACGCAGAUGCCGCGAAAGGCAAGGCAGAAGACCGCUGGCCAUCCGUGCUGCUGCUGACAGGUGCCUGGGCUUGCGCCAUGAGCGUCUUCGCCUCGGCGGUGGUCACGCUGUCCCUGGCGGCCUCGCCGGUGGCGCCGCCGGGCGCGGAAACUUUGCCGCUGGCGCUGGCGCUGGUCUUUCAAGGCGUGGCAAAUUUGGUGCUGCCCGCCGAGAAGCGAUGCCUCGGCUUAAAGGGCGCCUAUGUACUGGGCGCGGUGAUUGGCUUUUUGGGUUGCGGCCUGGUUGGCCUCGGCUGCUGGGUGCAGCAGUUCGGUCUGCAGCUUUUCGGCGCCGCCUGCAUGGGCUUUAGCUUGGCCCACGCGCAGAACUACCGCUUCAGCGCGGUGCUGAUGCUGCCUUCAAAUCCGCCCAAGGCCAUCGGCGUGGUGCUCUUCGGGGGCGUGGUGGGCUCCAUGACGGGCUCCGCCGGAUUCACGCAGGCAAAGCACAUGCUGCCAGUGGAGUUCGCAGGAAUCUACGUGCUGGGAGCUGGCGCCCACACCGUGGCUUUGGUGAUCCUGGCGUGCAUGUCCUUCCCGCCGGUGCCGGGCAGCACCGGCGACAAGGCCCGGAGUUUGGGGCAGCUGCUGCGGCAGCCGCGGUGCGCGGCCGCGGUGCUGGCGAUGGCCUCGUCCUACGGCAUGAUGCUGGUGCUGAUGGCGCCCUCCCCGGUUGUGAUGCAAAGGUUCUACUCCAUCCCGUAUGUGCCUAACACGCUGGCGAUGAUGGGCCACAUGGCGUGCAUGUUCUCGCCCUCACUGAUCACUGGUUCAGCUGUCAACCGCUAUGGGCCCAUGAAGGUGAUUAUGCUGGGGGUGCUGCUGGGCUUCAGCUGUGCGCUGCUGCUCUGGUGCUUUGGUCUUUUGCGCUGGGCCUGGCUCUGCUGGGCCUCUGCUGGAACUUCAUGUUCCUGGGAGGCACCGCGAUGCUGGGCAGCACCCACGAAGCCUCGGAGGCGCUGAAGCUGCAGGCGGUUGCUGACCUCAUUGUCUUCCUCACCGCGGCGGCUGCCUCGCUGGCGUCCAUGCCGCUGGUUCUUGCCAUGGGCUGGCGCCAGCUGCAGCUCGCGGUGAUGGGCUUGGCGGUCACCACUGCGCUGGUGCUGGCAGUGUUGCAGGUUCUGGACAAGAAGUAGGCGCUUCUGGCGCCUUCCGAGAUCUUUGACGGGUCGGUUCCGCAGAAUCCGCUGAUGAGAAACUUGUUGCCUCAGGCUAAUGCGCCUUCCUCUCCCACCAAAGGUGGGGCCGAGGUGCGCAGUGCGCUCCUCAAGGUGUCUUGCAGGUUGUCUCAAAUUAAACCGGGACAGGACAUUUGAAGCCUGUUGUUGGAGGGUUGAAGAGGGUUGCGACUGCUGAGUC